Molecule: messenger RNA, 5734 nt
Organism: Drosophila eugracilis
Lineage: Eukaryota; Metazoa; Arthropoda; Insecta; Diptera; Drosophilidae
Gene: Dop2R
Product: dopamine D2-like receptor
Exons: 11
Coding region: 1076-3763 (895 amino acids)
Biological process (GO): adenylate cyclase-activating adrenergic receptor signaling pathway
Cellular component (GO): membrane
Molecular function (GO): G protein-coupled receptor activity; dopamine neurotransmitter receptor activity, coupled via Gi/Go
Source: RefSeq, a predicted model, not a curated record
CUGACUCGACAGUUGGUUAUGAAAUCUGAACGUGUUCGCACGUGCCGCACGGAUCUCGCAGCAGCUAAAGCCAUCAACUCAACUCAGUUCCACUCCAAUCAGUACUUCAGUCGCAUCGUAUCAUCAGCCCAGACUCUGACUCUGACCGCAGGAACAGAAACAGAAAUCGAAAUCGAAACAUCGUGAAAGUGAAAGUGAAUAGGAUUUGAUUUGUGAGAAAGCAAAGGAAAAAAAACUGAACAAAACAGGAAAAAUAAACAUGAAAAUAUAACUAAAAAAAAAGAAAGUAAAAUCAAAAGUGAAAAUCAGAGAUUGGAAACAUUUUCAGGCCAAGACUUUGUGUUCGCGCUUCGUCCUUAGUUAGCCAUCCCUCAUGAACUUUAACCAACUCAAUCAACAAGCUGCUCAACUACGGUUGCCACACGAUAUAUGCAUAUAUCCUUCAAUCUGAUCUGAUCAUCAAAGUUAUAUAUUUUCUAGUUACAAGUUCCAAAAAGUAUCCGUCGGCGUUAACAGUUUUCUUUGUGUUCCAAAUUUGUUUUUUUUUGUAAUUUUUUUUAAUGUUCUAACAAGAAAAAACCAAAAAAAGAAAAUUUAAAAGAAAAACCAAAAGAAAAAAAAUAAAUAUAUAGUUAAGUGUAAAAAAAAAAGCCAAAAGAAAAAUACAGCAGAAAAGUGUUUUGGAAAACUGCAAAAGGCGAAAACUGAACCUGAACUUCGACUGAAUUUAAGUACCAAAUACCAAAGCUAGAGGGCGCAAUACAGACCGAAGAACACUUUGGCAUUACGUACUUACGAGUGGAGUUCAGGAGUUCAGGAGUUCAGGAGUUCAGGAGUUCAGGAGUUCAGGAGUUCAUCACUUCAGGAGAUUCCACAGAGAUUGGACACCACUUGGACCCGCCACUGCGAUUGCUAAAGAAAACAUGCCGCUGACGUUGCAGCAGGAGUUGCAGCUCGUCAUCGCUGGCACGCCCCCGCCCCACUAGAGGUUGAGCCCAUUCGAUUGGCGGCGGGGAAAUCAACAGCGGAAAUCAUCAACGGCAGCAGCAACAUCAGCAGCAGGAACAUCCUUGCAAUGGCAGCCGCCCAGCCAUUGACCAGCACAGCGGCAACAUCUGCGGCAACAGGAGGGGCAACUGUAGGAGCAACUGUAGGAGCAACUGUAGCAACAUCGGCGACCUUCACAACAACAACAACAUCCGCUAUUUCCACAUCGACAACAACGGCAGCCACAUCCGCGGGAGCCACGUGGAUGCAACAUGGCACCACCAUACCGGCGAACGGCAGCGAUGCUCAGGCGGGCGUUGAUGGCCCCACAAUGCCGGCCGGCUAUUUGCCGCUCUACGAUGAUGUGGAAACGGCGGCUGAGGACGCUGGCUAUGCGCUGAUCGAUGACAUCAGCGAAUGGCUGUUGGGAUCAGUGGGUGGUGAUGGUGGCUCGGAGAACAGUACAACCUUGGCGGUAACGAGUGGCGGCAGUGGCGCCAACGAGACACUGGGCUGGCUGGAGGCACUUAACAGCACGCUGCCAAGUCGAAGUAACUCAAGUUCCGAGGAUGGUCAGGGAACGGAGCGGGGUGGACGGUAUUCGCUGCGCAGCUUUGUGGAGCAACAGCUGAACGGAGGUGGGGCAGCGGGUGCAGCCGGUGGUGGUGGCGGCGAUGCUGGCAUCGCUCUCAUCGACAGCGGUGAGGAGGCGGCUCUGGACAAUGUGGCAGAUGCGGAAACUGAUUACGGAAUCUUAGGCGGCUUCGGUGAUGCGGAACUCCUUCAGCGGACAGCAACGGCGGCAAGGGAAACGCUCAGUAAUCGAACGGCGCCGGGCACAACCAGCUACGAUGGCGGUGGCUCUGGUAGCGUAGCUGGCGGUGGAGUAGCUGGAGGAGUAGGAGGAGGAGGAGGUGGAGGAGGAUCAGGGGGCAGCACCUUUAUGCUGCUGCUCGAAAACUUUAACGAUUAUUUUCCCAACUAUAAUGGGAGCACGGUUUCGGGAACAACAACCAUAGCGCCGGGAGUGGCCAUAUCGGGGAGCAGGGUCGUCGGCGGUGGCGGCGGUCUGCUGCUCGAGCAGAAUCUAACGGGACUGUAUCUCGAUAACUAUCGGCUCAACUGUACCAAUGAGACGCUCAACCUGACCGAUCCCUGUGCCGAGCUGAGAGUUGUGGACCACAAUUACUGGGCGCUCAUCCUGAUACUGUUCCCCAUCCUCACACUCUUCGGCAACAUUCUGGUCAUCCUGUCCGUGUGCCGCGAACGCUCCCUGCAAACGGUCACGAAUUAUUUUAUAGUCUCGUUGGCCAUUGCCGAUCUACUGGUUGCCGUGGUCGUGAUGCCAUUUGCUGUCUAUUUUCUGGUAAAUGGAGUAUGGGCCCUGCCUGACGUUGUUUGUGAUUUCUAUAUAGCCAUGGAUGUGAUAUGCUCUACUUCAUCGAUAUUUAACUUAGUUGCCAUCUCCAUAGACAGAUACAUCGCUGUGACACAGCCAAUAAAGUACGCCAAGCACAAAAAUAGCCGCCGCGUUUGCCUUACGAUACUGUUGGUUUGGGCCAUAUCGGCUGCCAUCGGUUCACCGAUAGUUUUGGGCCUUAACAACACGCCAAAUCGCGAGCCCGACGUAUGCGCCUUCUACAAUGCCGACUUUAUACUCUACUCCUCGCUGAGCAGCUUCUAUAUACCCUGCAUUAUCAUGGUGUUUCUCUACUGGAACAUUUUCAAGGCACUGAGAAGUCGAGCGCGGAAACAGCGGGCGGCCCGCAAGCCUCAUCUAUCGGAACUGACGGGCGGCAGCGUCAUCGAGAACAUUGCCCAGACCCGCCGGCUGGCGGAGACAGCCUUGGAUAGUAGUCGGCAUGCCAGCCGGAUAAUGCCAGACGAGGCGGCCACCAAUACGGCCAGCGGUUCCAAUGAGGAGGAGGAUGAGAAUGCCAUUUCGCCGGACAUCGACGACUGUCAUGUCAUCGUGAACGACAAGUCCACCGAGUUCAUGCUGGCCACCGUUGUCGAGGAGACGGGCAACAGCGUUGUGGCACAAAUCAGCACACAGCCGCAGCUGGUCGUUGCCGAUCCGAAUGGUAAUCAUGAUUCUGGUUAUGCAGCCUCAAACGUUGACGAUGUCCUUGCAGGCGUGGCGCCCGCCUCCGCCUCUGCUGCCACAUCCGGAGCACCGCGAAGCAGCGGCUCGCCACCGGACAGUCCGCUGCCCAGUGGCGCCACCCUACAGCGGUCCAGCGUUAGCAGCCAGCGGCGCAAUACCGCUGAUGACUCGCCGAAGCGCGGUGAGCCGACUCUCAGGUCAGUCGGUGUCGAUAACUCCAGCGUCGCCAUGAAGCCAUUGUCCUUUGUCCGUUACGGGGUGCAGGAGGCCAUGACUUUGGCACGCAACGACUCAACGCUAUCGACUACAUCGAAAACGUCCUCGCGCAAGGAUAAGAAGAACUCGCAGGCGUCAAGAUUCACGAUAUACAAGGUGCACAAGGCCUCGAAAAAGAAACGCGAAAAAUCGUCGGCCAAAAAGGAACGCAAGGCCACCAAGACAUUGGCCAUUGUUUUGGGUGUCUUCCUGUUCUGCUGGCUGCCGUUCUUCAGCUGCAACAUCAUGGACGCCAUGUGCGCCAAGUUCAAGAAAGACUGCCGACCGGGUCUGACGGCCUACAUGAUGACCACCUGGCUGGGCUAUAUUAAUAGCUUCGUGAAUCCGGUUAUCUAUACGAUAUUCAAUCCAGAGUUUCGUAAGGCCUUCAAGAAGAUCAUGCACAUGGGGUGAUUAAAAACGCUGACUAACAGCAGACUAACAGCAAUACUAAACCAAAUGUGGGGCAAAAAGGAGUCAAUGUUGUGUACUUUGUGGCAGGUUUAUGAUAUUAUGAUAUUAAAGAUCAAGGGGCAACAAGUGUGCCAAAGGGAAGUCAUCAAUGCACGAGGAGAGAUCUCAACAAGCAGAAGAGUGCAUGGGUUUGGAGUAAUGGGUUUUGCAAUAGCUUUAAGUUGGAGCUACUUAUGUAAAUAGAUCUGUAUAUAUAGUAUAUAUAUACUUCUACUCUAUGACGUGGUGGGUGGCACAUUACGAGCUGUAGCUGUAGGCUAGGUACAAUUUUUAACAAUUAUUUUAAGCUAAAAACCGUAACUAGCGAUAUAAUCAAGACACGCGAUUCAAAUUCCAAACUAGCCAUAAGUUAGGGAUACUCUCGCGACUCGCUUUAACAGAAAAAUGAAUGUAGUGUUCUCUUUGUAGAGGCUGCUAAACCGAAAAAAUAAAUAAAAACAAAAACCUAUCACAUAUCAGCAUAUGCAGCAAGCUAUUUCCCACCCACAAAAAAAAACAGCACACCGUUACCCACCACCCGCCCCCUGUUUCUGAUUUACCUCCCGCCCCCCACACUGAUUAUGAUUAGAUAAGCGAAUAUAUUUAUAUAUAAAUGAAAUUCAUAUCCUUAAAGGCAGACAGGCGACUGGCAGCUAAACUUUCUAGUGCUGGCAAUUGUUUUAUAUCGAUAUAUUUAUCGAUAACUAGAGUUAGUUAGUCAAAUCAGCAAAUGUUAGGUUAGCUAGCGGGCCUCAGGGUCAGCGCCUCUUUCAUCACAGACACACAUUACAUACGAAUGUUCCAAGUUAGUUGGCAGACAGAGCGAUGGAUUACCGAUAAAUGGUCUAGAGGGGGUAGUAGUUAACCAUGGCCCAAACCAUUGGAGAUGUAUUUGUACAACUUGACAGAGUGACGCACACACACACACACACACGAGCAGACACCAUAAAUCAAAUGAGCCCCACAAAUUAAUACAAUAUCGAGGGGCGCUGACCCCGAUGCUAAUCCCGCUUAAAGGUCACAUUCCGUUCAAAGUUUCAGUUCAAUAAGAUAUAUACACAUAGAGAGAUAUAUAGAGAGAUAUAAAGAGAUAUAUAUAAAGAUAUAUAAAGACAUAUAUAUAUAUAUAUAAAGAGAUGGGAGAUAUAUAAGAGCAUUUAAGAACCAGAGGUCGUAACUAGGCUAGUCACUUAAUCUAGAUCUAGAACAGGCGAAUAUAUUCAUUACCUUUAGGUAUAUCAGAUAGUACCAAUGGGGGGGGGGGAUAACUUAGCAAUAUAUAUAUAUCUAUUAACAUAAGAUUGCGAGGUAGAGGGAGCCAGGAUGCAUAGCAAUGAAUGGGGGAGGGAAGAGGGUAUCAGGGUAUCUAGAGCAAAGGCUAUCGCAUUGCUAGAAGCAAUAUGACGGGGUCAAAGGGGCUCCGAUUAAUGGGGGGCUAACAUAGCAGAUAAUACUCAUCGGUGUAAGCCUACAUACUCGUACUACUACUUGUAUAGUGAAAUAUCAAAACUGAGUUUUGAAACACGGACCAAAAUCUUUGGCCUGCCGACUUUACCUAGGACUUUGGAUCCCCCAACAGUGUGGCUUGGCCCCUUGUGAUCUCAGUCAGUCAGGUUAUCGAUAUCUCGGCAGGGAUGAAGGCCUUUGGUCCCUGAUUUCAAUAGCCGUCCUCUUAACUGUUUCUAUGUGACAAAUAAUUGAUAGGUAUAAUCACUUCUACAUGUGUAGUAGUUUAUAAAACAAUUCCAAAAUUAUGAUUAUGAUAAUGAUAAUAGCCCUAAGCUCGGAAUUUGUGUACUUUAGCUGUAAGCACCGCCUCCCCUGUGUGACCCCCCUCAAAGCUCACAUUACCAUGGAAACUAUUUUCCAUUAGGCAAGCUCAAAAGUUUUUAUACUUUCCUAAAAACUAAAAUACAUAAAAUAUACUAUAUA